Molecule: messenger RNA, 807 nt
Organism: Colletotrichum costaricense
Lineage: Eukaryota; Fungi; Ascomycota; Sordariomycetes; Glomerellales; Glomerellaceae
Exons: 1
Coding region: 1-807 (268 amino acids)
Source: RefSeq, a predicted model, not a curated record
AUGUGCAUGAAAGUCUUCGCCCUCCAACGCUGCCUCAGCCCCGAAAACGGCGGCUGCGGCGACUACUUUGCAGACUACCUCGAGCAGCGCGAAUGCAACCACAUGACCCUCCCCGGUCUCCCGCAACACAACUGCCGCGCCGUUUGGGCCGGCUUCGAAGACGAGCGCAGCGCCAAAGCCCUCCACCGCGACGAGUACGCCAAGCGCGCCCACAAGCUCUGCGCGGACUGCCGUGUCCGGCACCGGCUCACCUACCUCGACAGCGAGGCGCAGGCGGAGCGUAGGGGCGAGUACUCGAAUCGUAUGAAGACUAUCAUCGAGGACCUGACACGGCGCGCGGAUUUGGGGCAGAUGGAGUUUAUGAACCGGGUGUAUCGCGACAUGUGGGAUGCUGCGCUGGGGUAUGUUCAGGGGAUGGCGAAGACGACGGACGGGGUGUGGAAUGGGAUUGAGGGGGCGCUUCGGCGGCACUUUGGGGACAGCGGGAUGGAGAUGAAUCUUGUGGGAAACCUGGUCCGGGACUUGAAGAUUGCGAAGGAGGAGUUGCUUGAGCAGGUGAUGACUUCGACGAGGGAGAUGGCGACGGCGCUGGUUGGGCCGAAUAUGGAUUUCCAGCAGGAUCUGGAGGCUGGUGGGUUUAGGUCUGGAUACAUCACUGAGGAGUGGAAGCUGCAGAGAAGGGCGGCUGUUGAUGCCUCGAGGACGACAGCCGAAGCUGGGGACCUCGAGAGCGACGACGAGAUGGGGCGAGAGUAUGAUUCGUCUGCAUCAGUUGGACACAUGAACAAGCCGAAGUCCACAAGGUGA